Messenger RNA from Durusdinium trenchii, 1010 nucleotides. NCBI's taxonomy places the organism in Eukaryota, Dinophyceae, Suessiales, Symbiodiniaceae. The record is from the annotation of a GenBank genome assembly.
CAGAGACUUGUGUGGUUUGCUUGAGUUGUGCUGCCACAUAGCUGCCAUGGAGCUGCUGAUGGAUGGGGUUAUUGACACCCAUAUUCAUCUCAGUGAGCAUUACAAGGGAGGGCUGCCCAACUCCUGGCAUCCCAAAGUCGACUCGCCGGGCUUCCAACGAGAUUGGAGCUUGGAGGACUUUCGCGCCUCCACGAAGCGUGGAGCCGGCGGAGCCUCACGCUUCGGGGUGGUGGGCGCCAUCUUUGUGGAGUGCUUCAAUGAGGGGCCACUGGAGGAAGCCCAAUGGGUUUUAGACUUGAUGCAGAAAGAUCCCUUCCUUUUGGGCCUCGUGGCCCAGAUUCGUGUCCAGCAGGGCCCCGAGCAUGUGAAGGCCUUCCUCGAGAAGAUCCGCCUGCCCAGCGGCGAGUUGCCCAAGGGCCUCAAAGGCGCCCGUUUUGUGUUCAUGGCUUGCGAGAACCAAGCGGAUGACGCCUGCUUAGAUCCCGUCUUCCUCGAGGGUCUUCAGGUGCUCAGCGAUGCACAGCUGCUCUGGGAGUUCUGCUGUGAGCCGCGGAUGGCGCUGCAUUUGCCCAGCUGCAUCAAGCGUUUCCCCAAGAUGACCUUUGUCAUUGACCACCUGGCGCACAAUGGCUCCAAGGGGGGCGACAUGGACACUUGGAGUCCCGCCAUUGAUGCCCUUGGUCAGCUGCCCAAUGUCUACAUGAAGAUGGGCGCUACUGAACAGUGGGAGGUUGAGGACCCAGGUGCCUACAUGGACCGGGCCAUCAAGGCCUUCGGCUUUGACCGGAUUCUUUAUGAGUCCAAUUGGUUCGUCAACGAGGCCAUGGGCGAUGCCUAUGACCGCACAGCUACCCUCCUGUACGAAGCCUGCCAGCGCGCCGGCGCGAGCGACCUGGACUUGGUCAAGGUCUUCCGAGGCAACGCCUGCCACGUGUAUCAACUGGAUCUCUAGGCGUUGCUGCGCAAGCUGGGCCGACAUGCAGGAGGAUCUGGCGUCCUCAUCCGCGCAG